Molecule: messenger RNA, 1828 nt
Organism: Actinia tenebrosa (Australian red waratah sea anemone)
Lineage: Eukaryota; Metazoa; Cnidaria; Anthozoa; Actiniaria; Actiniidae
Product: lysosomal leucine aminopeptidase-like
Biological process (GO): phospholipid catabolic process
Cellular component (GO): extracellular region
Molecular function (GO): glycerophospholipase activity
Source: RefSeq, a predicted model, not a curated record
CUCUCGUAAGCGACCACCAAGGGAAUUCCUGAUUACUGUAGUAUCACUCAACACUUCAUUUGAAGACAGUAAUGCAAAGGAUAUAAAAUCACCGUUAAAGUCUUACAAUGUAAAGUUUGGUGUACUUGACAAGAUAAAUGGAGCAGCUUAUGGGACUUUUGAUGAUAACCUGAUGAGUACUGGGUGGGGUGAACUCAACAUUGUUGCAGGAAAAGGCAAUAAAUAUUCAGACCACAAGAUAAUGUAUGCAGCAGGAUUCUUAGAAGGUGCACUCACAGCCAGACAAAUAAAUGACCAUUACAGCAAUAUAUAUGGGAUAUUUUUCAAGCAUGAUGAUCCCCUAGUUGAAAAAGUGGCACAAUUUUUUACUGAUCAGGAUAAUUGGAUGAGUGACAUGAUUACCAAGAGCUCAAAUAUAUCUUCAUUUUGGAGACAAAUGGGAAAUAUUUUGGCCCAGUUUGAUGGUCUAACUUCUGGUUACAAAGCACAUCCAGCUACAGACAAGCCACUGGAUUCUUUUGCAUUCCAAGUCCUGAAUGGAGUUGGAGACUUGAUUGACCUUAAAACAGCUCUGUCACCUGAAACUAUGCCAGAUUGGGAUCACAUGACUGAAAAGCAAAUACUAUCUCAGAUAUUUACAAGUGGUCAUUGCUCAGCAUUAAUCAAAGUGCUGCCGGCCUAUGAGAACAUAUUUGCAUCUCAUGCAAGUUGGUUCAGAUAUAGGGCCAUGCUUAGGAUAUACAAGCAUUAUAACCUCAACAUACAAGAAAUCAGUACAGGAGCUCGAAGGAUGUCAUUUUCUAGCUAUCCUGGACUCUUGGAAUCUUUAGAUGAUUUUUAUAUAAUGGACAGUGGUUUGAUACUUCUUCAAACGACUAAUAACGUUKUUAACAAAUCACUAUAUGAGUUUGUAAAGCCUCAGUCGUUACUGGCCUGGCAUAGAGUGCGCCUAUCCAAUCUGAUGGCAAGAAGCGGGAAGGAGUGGGCUGAGACUUUUAAAUUAUACAACUCAGGAACUUAUAACAAUCAGUACAUGAUACUGGAUUUAAAACUGGUUGAACUGAACAAAACCCUGCACGAUGGCGCACUAUGGGUCGUGGAACAGAUACCUACAUGUGUAGCCAGUGGUGACCAGACAGCUAUCUUAAGGCUUGGAUACUGGCCAUCCUACAAUGUUCCAUUUUAUGAAAAGAUCUAUAAUCUAAGUGGUUAUCCUGACUUUGUGAGAAAACAUGGUAUUUCUUACUCAUAUGAGUUGGCACCUCGAGCCAAGAUAUUCCGCCGAGAUCAAGCAACGGUCAAUGACAUGGAAUCCAUGAAACAUAUCAUGCGUUAUAACGAUUAUAAGCACGAUCCCUACGCGUUCAAUAAUCCAAUGAAUGCUAUUUGUUCGCGUGGUGAUCUUGAUCCUAAAAAUCCAAUUGCUGGUGGAUGCUACGAUGCUAAAGUGACAGAUUUCUUUAUGGGUAAGUCUUUGGUGUCUUCUGCCGUCAGUGGACCAACAGCUCAGCCCAAGUCACUAGAAGAGGCCGAAAACGCGGCCAGAAUUAAAAAUUCGCUUGCUGAACCACCAAAUAAUAAUUUAACGGCCAGUGAUGUUUUGGCCUUACAACGAGAUUUUAUUAAACAGUUAGAGGAUAAGAAAUUACUUUCUCAGCCUAGAGUAGCUGCUUACGAGCAGAGAAACCAAAACCCACAACCAGGACAGAACGAAGACAAUUCUAUUAGACGCAUAAUCCGAGAAGAAUUACGCUCCAUGGGUAGCAUCUCUAAUAGGGCACCGCCCCCAAACCCCCGUCUGCAGUGGAGAUUUUGGCAGAGAAAAUAG